CUCCUUCAAAUAUUUACUCAGAUACCAGGUACAAAAUGAUGUCUUUGAUGCUGAUGACUCUUGCCGUUAUGGUUAUGACAGUGCAUGGUAAAACUUUUACAAAGUGUGAAUUAGCCAGAGAACUGGCACGGAAUGGUGUCCCACGGGCCGAUAUUGACGACUAUGUUUGUAUGGCACAGUAUGAGUCGAGCUUUAGAACAGGUGUCAUAAGCGGAGUAAACCCAGACAAGCACAAGUCUCGAGAUCAUGGACUUUUUCAAAUCAAUGACUACUGGAAUUGUGAUCCGAAAGAUGGCCGAAAAACAAAAAAUGGCUGCAAGCAUCCUUGCUCAGGUUACUUUAAUGAUAACAUUUCCGAUGACAUCGCAUGUGUUCGUCAGCUAAAACGAGAACAUAGGGGAUUUGGAUUUUCAUACGCAUGGAGAGACAACUGUCGUAACCUAUCCUCAAGCUAUCUUCGUGGAUGUAAUUAUUAACUCAUUCGAUGAUUGACCAAAUUCAAAACAGCAAACCAAACUGUUUGCUCAUAAAAAUAAAGUAAAUUAAAAAAAACUGCAUUCAAUAUCGUUUUUAGAAUAAAUGACUUUUUUAUACAAUUAGAAAUUAAUAAGCACCU
Saccostrea cuccullata (small rock oyster) is the source of this 616-nucleotide messenger RNA. RefSeq names its product lysozyme c-1-like. The transcript has 5 exons. Gene Ontology annotation, molecular function: lysozyme activity. The record is from RefSeq and is a predicted model, not a curated record. Lineage: Eukaryota; Metazoa; Mollusca; Bivalvia; Ostreida; Ostreidae. Bases 36 to 476 code for a protein of 146 amino acids.